AUGGCGUUCACUCGCCUCCUCCUUGUCCUCGUGGGCGCUGCAUUUCCGCUGCUCUUAUUAUUCUCCCCCUUGCCUGCAGUGGCGAGUGAAUUGGGCGUGAGCUACGGGACGGUGGCGAACGACCUGCCGGACCCGUCGUCGGUGGUGAAGCUGCUCGGAGACAACGGCAUCACCAUGGUGAGGAUAUACGACGCCAACUCCAACGUGCUUAGUUCGCUGGCCAACACCGGCAUCAAGGUGAUGGUGAUGGUGCCCAACGAGAACCUGGCGGACGCCGCCUCCAGCUCAGGCUACGCGCUCCAGUGGGUGAAGAGCAACGUGGCGGCAUACUACCCCGCCACGAAGAUACAUGGCGUGGCCGUGGGCAACGAGGUGUUCAACACCAAGCCCGACCAGAAUUUGAACCUCGUCCCGGCCAUGACCAACAUCCAGAAGGCGCUGGCGCAGCUGAACCUGGCCGACGCCAUCAAGGUGACCACGCCCAUCGCGUUCAACGCGGUGGCCGUGUCCUGGCCGCCGUCGUCGGGCGCGUUCAGCGACGACAUCGCGGAGCCGGUGAUGAAACCCAUGCUCCAGUUUCUGCAGCAGACGGGCUCCUACCUCUCCGUCAAUUACUACCCUUACCUGACUUACAUGGCCCAGCCAAACACUUUCAACCUCGACUACGUCUUGGGGAACCCCAACAACCCCGGCGUGGUAGACCCCAACACCCAGCUCAAGUACAGCAGCCUCCUGGACGCCCAGCGCGACGCCACGUACUACGCGAUGGACAAACUGCUCCUGGACGCCCAGCGUGACGCCACGUACUACGCGAUGGACAAGCAGGGGGCAUCCAAUUUGGACGUGUACCACACGGAGAACGGCGCGCCUUCAGGGGGGCAACUCAAUGGCGGCGGCGGUGGCGGCGGCCACAGGAGGCUUUUACAGGCCGGAGGAGUGGCCACCAUAGCUAACGCUCAAACCUACAUCAAUAACCUCAUGAACCGCGUGCUGUCCGGAAACACCGGCACGCCGUACCGCCCAAACGCUGACAUGAACGUGUACAUCUUCGCCCUGUUCAACGAGGACCAAAAGGGCACCGGGGCAGAUGACGUCGAGCAGCACUUCGGCCUCUUCUACCCCAACAUGCAGAAGGUGUACGAGUUCAACUUCCGCGGCACCGUCACCCCACCACCGACUCCAACAACACAGCAGAGCUGGUGCGUGGCGAACGCGGCCGUCGGGGACGCGCGGCUGCAGGCGGCGCUGGACUACGCGUGCGGCCACGGCGCCGACUGCAGCGCCAUCCAGUCCGGCGGGUCAUGCUUCCAGCCGGACACCAAGGUCGCGCAUGCCACGUAUGCGUUCAACAGCUACUACCAGCUCAACGGCCGGACCCCCAGCUCGUGUGAUUUCAGCGGCGCGGCCUCCAUCGUCUACCAGGCACCAGACAUGUGCAACCCAAAGCCGAGCUGGUGCGUGGCGAACGCUGCCGUCGGGGACGCGCGGCUGCAGGCGGCGCUGGACUACGCAUGCAGCAACGGCGCCGACUGUAGCGCCAUCCAGCCCGGCGCGCGGUGCUACCAGCCGGACACCAAGGUCGCGCACGCGUCGUACGCAUUCAACGACUACUACCAGCGCAAGAACCGGGCCAGUGGGACGUGUGACUUCUCUGGCGCCGCUUCCAUCGUCUACCACCAGCAACCAGCCGGCACCUGCGACGCGACGGCGAGCUGGUGCGUGGCGAACGCGGCGGUCGGGGACGCGCGGCUUCAGAAUGCCCUGGACUACGCCUGCGGCAACGGCGCCGACUGUAGCGCCAUCCAGCCCGGCGGGCAGUGCUUCCAACCCGACACCAAGGCCUCGCACGCCUCGUACGCGUUCAACAGCUACUACCAGCACAAGGGACGGGCAAGCGGGACCUGCGACUUCUCUGGUGCCGGCUCUGUUGUAUACCAGCAACCCAAGGUCGGAAACUGUGUGCUCCCAUCGAGCGGUUAA
Messenger RNA from Miscanthus lutarioriparius, 1980 nucleotides. The record is from the annotation of a GenBank genome assembly. Lineage: Eukaryota; Viridiplantae; Streptophyta; Magnoliopsida; Poales; Poaceae.